AUGUCAGGAGAACGAUCUUCCACCCCGCUGGCGCAAUCUAAGGCCGCAGGGCCGGGGCAGCUUCCUCGCAGCCCUCUGACUCCAGAACAGAAACGGAGAAUGGAACUCAAUCGCAUCAAAGCUAAAGCUCUUCGGGAGCAGCGUGAAGCCGAACUAGCCCAAGCCGCUGCUAGCUCUUCCCAGCCCGCAACGGGCACCAAGCGCUCGUUCGCCUCGAUGGCAGCACCCAACCAGCCCGCUAAUAUGCGCGACGCCUCCUCUUCAAACCGCCCACUGGACUCUAUUAAGCCUGCUCGCAACUUCGCAAGCUACGUCGACUAUGAUUUUAGUAAGAUGACCGAUACGAAGGGUGGGUUCUUGACACAGGAGGAUGAUCCUUUCAACAAGCAAUUGCAUGUAGCAGACGGAAAGGAAGUGCAGAAACCAGCACAUAUGACGCAGAAGGAAUGGGAACGCCACCAGAUACUUCAAUCACUGAAACGGAAUCGGGAGGGACCCUUUGAGCCAGGUCUAAGUGUCCUCGAUGAUAAAAGCACACAGAAGACAUGCCGCGAAUGUGGCAGUCUCGAAAUUGACUGGAAAUGGGAAGAAGAACUAAAAUGUUGUAUCUGUCAUGCCUGCAAGGAGAAAUAUCCCGAGAAAUACAGCUUAUUGACCAAGACGGAAGCCAAAGAAGAUUAUCUCCUGACAGAUCGUGAGUACCUGGGACUCAUCCAAGAUCGAGCGUUGCUAAUUAUUUUGCGUUCAGCCGAACUUCGAGACGAAGAACUUCUCCCACGCCUUGAGCGUCCCAAUCCACACAAGUCUACGUGGAAUAGCAUGAUGUUAUAUCUGCGAUAUCAGAUUGAAGAGUAUGCGUUUUCUGAUAAGAAAUGGGGCUCAACGGAUGCGCUGGAUGCCGAAUUCGAGCGGCGGGAAAAUGACAAAAAACGGCGACGAGAAGCCAAAUUCAAAACCAAGCUGCAAGAUUUGAAGAAGCGCACCCGUGUGGAGGCCUACCGACGCAAUCGGCAAGGUGCUUCAGGAGGAGAGUUUGGUGACGAUCUAGGGUCUGGGCGGAAACAUGUUCAUCAAUGGGGCCGAUCUGUUGAGAACCCAGAAACCGGAGUUGGGAUCAAGGCGUGCGUAGACUGUGGGAUGGAGGUAGAAGAACUCGAGUUCUAG
Molecule: messenger RNA, 1164 nt
Organism: Penicillium paradoxum
Lineage: Eukaryota; Fungi; Ascomycota; Eurotiomycetes; Eurotiales; Aspergillaceae
Gene: rad14
Product: DNA repair protein RAD14
Exons: 2
Coding region: 1-1164 (387 amino acids)
Biological process (GO): base-excision repair; nucleotide-excision repair involved in interstrand cross-link repair; nucleotide-excision repair, DNA damage recognition
Cellular component (GO): nucleotide-excision repair factor 1 complex
Molecular function (GO): damaged DNA binding
Source: RefSeq, a predicted model, not a curated record